AUGCCUUUCUAUACAUGUGUUUCCCCUAAAAAGCUUAUUGCUUUUCUACGAUCUGAUCACCGGUUUCUAUCUCUGCCGCAACUCCGGUCACACGCUUCUUCUUCCAUGUUAACGAUGAAGAAGGUAACAAAGAAGGUCGGGAAAUAUGAGAUUGGUCGAACAAUUGGUGAAGGCACAUUUGCAAAGGUCAAGUUUGCGAAAAACACAAAGACUGGUGAGGUUGUUGCUGUUAAGGUUCUGGCUAAAAGCACAAUACUGAAGCAUAAAAUGGUGGAUCAGAUUAAAAGAGAGAUCUCCAUUAUGAAGAUAGUGAGACAUCCCAAUAUCGUGAGACUGCAUGAGGUUUUGUCAAGCCAUACAAAGAUAUAUAUAAUACUGGAAUUUGUCACUGGAGGAGAGCUUUUUGACAGAAUUGUUCACAAACGAAAGCUCUCAGAGAAGGAAGCCAGGGGAUACUUUCAACAACUUAUCGAUGCAGUUGCCCAUUGCCAUUCCAAGGGUGUCUACCAUAGGGAUUUAAAGCCUGAAAAUCUCCUUAUUGAUUCCAAAGAAAGGCUAAAGGUUUCAGAUUUUGGACUCAGUGCACUCCCACAAGAAGGUGUUGAACUUUUAUAUACCACUUGUGGAACACCAAAUUACAUCGCACCAGAGGUUUUAAGAAAACGCGGAUAUGAUGGUGGGGCUGCUGAUAUCUGGUCAUGUGGAGUCAUCCUGUAUGUCCUAUUAACCGGAUAUCUUCCAUUUGAGGAGUCAGAUCUUCCAACUUUGUAUAAAAAGGUCAGUGCUGCUGAGUUUUCAUAUCCUUUCUGGUUCGCUUCUGGUGCAAAGUCAUUACUAGACAAGAUUUUGGAUCCCAACCCUCAAACUCGUAUUCGAAUUGAUGGAAUAAGGGAGCAUCCAUGGUUCCAAAUGAACUAUGUAUCAAUCAGUCAGGGUGAAGAAGGUGAUGCGAGUUUGGAUGAUGUUCGUGCAGUUUUUGAUGACAUUGAGGAUGAAUAUGUAAUGGAAAGAUCGGAGGAGAAAGUUGCGCCUUUAACAAUGAAUGUGUUUGAGAUGAUCACUCUCUCUCAAGGACUGAAUCUAUCUGCCUUAUUUGAUAGACGUCAGGAUCAUGUAAGACGACAAACUCGUUUUGUUUCCUGUAAGCCUGCUAAAGAUAUAAUUUCAGCAAUCACAACAGUUGCUGAACUGUUGGGUUUUAAGGUCAUUAGACGUGGCUACAAGACUAGACUCGAGGGUGCAUCCGUGAAUCGUGCUGGACAGUUUGCUGUUGUUUUAGAGGUGUAUGAAGUGGCAACAUCUAUUUUCAUGGUGGAUGUUCGAAAGGCUGCUGGAGAUACUCUUGAAUACCAUAAGUUCUAUAAGGAUUUUUGUGGUAAACUCGACCAUAUCAUAUGGAAGCCAAAAGAGGGACUACCAAACUCUUCUAUAUACAAAACAAUGACGUGCUGACCCAACAAAUAUAUAUAUAUAUAGUGUUGUACAACAUGCUAAGUGUAUAUACAUACGUUUUGUAUAUAGUAGAUCAAAGACGUGACUAUAGAAUAAAUACUGAAGAGAUGAGAUCAGAUUGGGUUAUUAAGAUCUUUGGGUCGUAGUAUAAUAUAAUAAGAAUUGGAAUGAAUAUGUUGAAAUAAAGAAUUCAAUUUUUAAGGGAUAUUUAUUUAAACAUUUAUCCAAUAGUUUAUGUGUAUCUAAAAUAACUAAUUUUAAAAUCACCCGUUUAUUGUAAACCAUGUUUUUAAAGAGUUUUGUAUUUAUACAAGACAUUAAUAGAAUUAACAUUGUGUUUCCUAUGAUAUCCAAAAUAUGGUGUAAAAUGUGAGGAUCCAACUUCUGUAUCUUUAUUAAAGUUAAAUAACAAGUCCAAAAGCAUCCAAAGUUUCAACCCAGAAUUGAGUGCCACCACUACUCCCACAAGACUCAUACUCAAACUUAAAAGUGUUUUUUGUUUUGUUUUGUUUUGUUUUCAUUAAGGUCAGGUAUGGUCAACAUUAAAGAUGUUUUUACAUCAUAAAUAACAACUUAC
Molecule: messenger RNA, 2029 nt
Organism: Lactuca saligna
Lineage: Eukaryota; Viridiplantae; Streptophyta; Magnoliopsida; Asterales; Asteraceae
Source: the annotation of a GenBank genome assembly